Molecule: messenger RNA, 3957 nt
Organism: Saxophila tyrrhenica
Lineage: Eukaryota; Fungi; Ascomycota; Dothideomycetes; Mycosphaerellales; Extremaceae
Exons: 2
Coding region: 1-3957 (1318 amino acids)
Molecular function (GO): phosphopantetheine binding
Source: RefSeq, a predicted model, not a curated record
AUGUCGCCCGUGGGGACACGUCUUGCCAAUGGGCUAUCCAGGUUGCCGCCAGAAAGCGCAGGAGGGUGUGCCGCUGUCGUCAAUGCCUGUGUUGAAGACUUGCUAGCAUCCGCAGCAAUGUCCAUCCUUGACACCACGAAGGAUCUGUCUGCUCUCUUUAGCCUCCAGGUCCAAACCACGCCGGAGGCCAUUGCAUUAGAUGACGGUACCACCAAGUACACCUACAGCGAGCUUGAGCAGAAGAUUGACGACCUUGCGGAAACCCUCAAGAGUCGUGGAGUUGCGAGAGACGUCCUUGUUGGCGUUCUCCUUCCGAGGAGCGCAGACUAUGUCAUAGCCUGUCUGGCAGCUUUGCGAGCGGGUGGCGCAUUCCUGGUGCUGGAGCUCGCAUACCCCCCAGAACUGCUCACAGAUGUGCUGAACGAUGCCAACCCGGCCGUGGUAGUAACGUACAGUUCCGAAGUUGGGAAGAUCAAAGACGGCGUUUCUCUGGUUGUUCUCGACGAAACCAGCAAUGGCGCGAAUGGGCACGCUGUCAAUGGGCACGCCGAUGGCAUUCCCAGCGACAACGAUCUGGACCGCCUGGCGUUCGUUGCCUAUUCCAGCGGAACGACGGGCAAGCCAAAGGGAAUUGUCAAUCCGCACAGAGCUGCGGUCCUGUCAUACGACCUGAGGUUCAGACUGUCCGAUCAGAAACCUGGAGAUCGUGUGGCCUGCAAUGUUUUCUUCAUCUGGGAGAUCUUGCGACCUCUCCUGCGAGGGGCUACAGUUGUGACUGUUCCGGAUGAGACCAGCUACGACCCGUCAGCUCUCGUAGACCUUUUGGCUUCAAUGAAAGUCACCGAGACGUUGAUGACGCCUACGCUGCUUGCUGCAGUACUGUCUCGACACCCACACAUUGGCGAGCGAGUACCAGAGCUGAGAACGCUAUGGCUGAACGGCGAAGUCGUGACCACAGAUCUGGCUCGACGAGCUAUGAAAGCUUUGCCCAAAGUCCGUCUUCUGAACGUCUACAGCGCUUGCGAGACGCACGAGAUUGCCUGUGGUGAUUUGGCAGAGAUGAUGGAUCCAGAUGCCAAUUACUGCCCGGUUGGCCCGCCUGUUGAGCCGCACAACGUUUAUGUGCUCGACGAGAGCGGGCAGAAGGUUGAGCCAGGUGCGACGGGAGAGCUCUUCGUCGGCGGAGACAUGUUGGCGCGAGGCUAUCUCAGCCGGCCCGAGACAACCGCUAAAGCUUUCACAAUGAACGAGUUCGACGACAGGGAAGGAGCACGGAAGUACCGCACUGGCGAUCUUGCGAAGAUGCUCCCGUCCGGACUACUUGAGAUCAGCGGUCGUGUGGGCUCAAUGAUCAAGCUGAGGGGAUACUCUGUUGUUCCAGGCAAGGUCGAGAACGCAAUUGUCAGCCACCUGGCCGUCAAACAAGCUGCCGUAGUCGCCCAUGGGGAGGGACUGGAUCGCCAACUCAUCGCUUACAUCGUCAAAGACUCAGAUGUCGCGGAAGAGCGGCCGGAGAUCGAUGUUGACAAUGCUGGCUACAGCCCAAAAGCUCGCAAGAUUCUUUCUGAGCAUCUUGCACAGUACAUGAUACCUGCUCUGUGGGCCGAGCUUGAUUCUCUUCCAACCCACGAAGUCUCUGGUAAAGUCGAUCUCGAGCGACUGCCGCCGCCAACACGGCCCCAUUCGCCCGCCAGCAAGAAAGAGGUCAAGGAUCCGAUCGGCAUUGACGCUGUCGCGGAAGUCUGGGCAGCUACGCUUAAGGUGCCACGAAAUAUCUUGAUGCCAGACCACAGCUUCUUCGACCUCGGAGGGCAUUCGCUCUCACUCGCCGAGCUCGCAGCGAAGCUCUCGAGAAGCUUCGGCUUCCGUGUUCCAGUUGCACGGCUUGCUGACCCAACGACGCUCAGCAGCCACGUGCAGACUCUCCGUGAUGUGAGAGACGGCCAGAUCGCAGCAGUUCAGGCAGACCUUCCAGCUGUCUUGCGAGCAGACUCGCAGCUUGACAAGGACAUUGAGCCAUCGAACGCAAAGAUCACCUCCCUCAAGGCGGCCGACAAUGUGCUUCUGACCGGCGCCACUGGCUUCUUGGGAGCCUUCUUGCUCAAUGACCUGCUGGAAGGCACAUCUGCUCAUAUCAUCUGUCUCGUCCGCUCUGCUGAACCGUCAGAGCACGAUGUCCCAGGCUGCAUCGCAAGAAUGAGGCGCAACUUGAUUGAUUUGGGCCUGUGGAGAGACUCGAUCAUGGAGCGGGUGACGAUCCUGCCUGGAAACCUGCAGCGGAAGCGCUUCGGCCUAUCGCCAGACACCUUCACGGAUCUCGCUGAGAAGGUUCAAGUCAUCAUCCACGCAGCAGCGAUGGUCAAUCUUGUCUACCCGUACGCUGCGCUGCGAGCGGACAACGUCGGCGGUACCCGCGAGAUCCUCCGCCUUGCUUGCCUUGCCGGUGCUACGGUCAACUACGUCUCGACCAACGGCGUACUUCCACCGUCAGCUUCUGGCUUCGGCUGGCCCGAGGACUCAAUGCUGUACGUUGAUGCUGUGCCGGAGAAGAUCAGCGACGGCUAUGGCCAGACGAAGUGGGCAGCGGAGCAACUCGUCUACGAAGCCGGUCGCCGUGGCCUGCCAGUCCGCAUUCUGCGAGCUGGCACAAUAUCUGGUCACAGUGCAACUGGCGCCGCCAACGCCUGGGACUUGCUCACAGCACUCUUCGUUGAAUCAGCCCGCAUUGGCUAUGCCCCCGAUGUUGAAGGCUGGAGAGCUGAAAUGACGCCCGUCGACUUCGUUUCCAAAGCCAUCGUUCAUUUGGGCAACCAGACCCAUGCUAAACAGCUUGUGUUCCACCUUGGCGACCCGGAUCCAGUAGACACGAAGCAGGUGUUUGAUGAUCUCGCCGAGCUGGGAUACCCAACCAAACCUUUGCCGUGGGAAGAGUGGGCGGAUCUCUGGACCGAGAAGCGAGGUGCUACUUCUGGUGGCGAUGGAGCCUUUACAGUAGACGUCCUGCGCGGCGGAAUGCCAAGCGUAGAGUUCUUGCAGGGUAUCGUGGUGCUCAACAACGCACAGACGCGGCCGUACCGUGCGAUCGUGGAGAGACCGAAGGUCGACAUCGUUCUACUCGAGACCUAUGCCCGCCACUGGUUCGCUCGUGGCUGGCUUCCACACCCACCCAAACUGCAGCUCGCGCUGGGUGGUGCAGCACAACCGGCUCGCAAGAGCAUCUUGACCGGUAAAGUCGCUGUGAUUACUGGCGCCUCGUCUGGUAUCGGUGCCGCCGUAGCCGUCGCUCUGGCACGAGAAGGCUGCCACAUCGCGCUCGCCGCUCGUCGUACGGACGCCCUCGAAUCCGUGAAGCGCCGUCUCGUGGUGCGUGAAGGAAAGGUGAUCACGAAGAAGACAGACGUCACCUCAAAGUCCGACGUCGACGCUCUGCUCCAGCUGGCUGAGACUGAGUUAGGGCCCGUGGACAUCCUGGUUUCUUGCGCGGGCGUGAUGUACUUCACCAUGAUGACCAACCCGGCCAACUUGGCACAAUGGGACCAGACCGUGGACGUGAACUGCAAAGGCCUGCUGCACUGCCUCUCCUCGACUGUCCCCAGCAUGCUGUCCCGCGGCGCUGGCCAUGUGGUCGCUAUCUCCUCUGACGCCGGGCGGAAGGUCUUUCCAGGUCUUGGUGUCUACAGCGCUUCCAAGUUCUUCGUUGAGGCUACGUUGCAGAGUCUGAGGUUGGAGACUGCAGGGAAGGGGUUGAGGGUCACGAGCGUGCAGCCUGGCAACACGGCGACGGACCUGUUGAAUAUGAGUUCCGACCAGGAGGCCAUCAAGCAGUACGGCGAGCCCAGCGGAGCGGCGAUACUGGAGGCUGAUGAUGUGGCAAAUGCAAUCGUGUAUGCUUUGAAGCAGCCUGAGCAUGUGGCGGUGAACGAAGUGCUGGUCGAGCCGAGAGAUGAGCCGAUAUGA